Penicillium odoratum is the source of this 540-nucleotide messenger RNA. It is a transcript of the gene rcf1, whose product is annotated as respiratory supercomplex assembly factor RCF1. Gene Ontology annotation, cellular component: mitochondrion. NCBI's taxonomy places the organism in Eukaryota, Fungi, Ascomycota, Eurotiomycetes, Eurotiales, Aspergillaceae. The transcript has 3 exons. Gene Ontology annotation, biological process: mitochondrial respirasome assembly. The coding region runs from base 1 to 540 and encodes 179 amino acids. The record is from RefSeq and is a predicted model, not a curated record.
AUGAGUCGCGAACCCCUUCCGUCCUCCAUGGACUCCACCCAGGGUAGCCUCCACUUCGAGGAGGAAAGCGGCGCCCAGAAAUUCACCCGACGCCUCAAAGAAGAGCCAUUGGUCCCGCUAGGAUGCGCCGCCACAUGCUACGCGCUCUACCGCGCCUACCGAUCCAUGAAAGCCGGCGACUCAGCCGAAAUGAACCGCAUGUUCCGCGCCCGUAUCUUCGCCCAGGCAUUCACACUCGUCGCCCUAGUGGCAGGCGGUAUGUACUUUAAGACAGAGCGUCAGCAGCGCCGUGAGUUUGAAAAGGCGGUGGAAGAGCGGAAAUCACAGGAGAAGCGCGAUGCUUGGUUGCGGGAGCUCGAGAUCCGUGAUAAGGAGGAUCGCGAGUGGCGUGAGCGUCAUGCUGCCAUUGAGCAGGCAGCGAAGGAGGCUGGACAGAGGCCUCAGGAGCCUGAUGCUGCUCGCGCGUCGAUUGAGCCGGCGGAUGAGAAGAAGGUUGGAGUUCUAGAUGCUGUGAAGGUUUUGCUGGCGAAGAGGAACUAG